AUGCUGUCUCAACGAAUUCUGAGCCGGCGCCUGCCUCUGGCUGCUGGUCGUUAUACCGCCCCCCGGGCAGCUUUUUCCCAGGCCCGCGCUGUUCAGGCUGCUGAAAUUGAUGAUCCGCUCCAGAACAACAACUACCCCAACCCUCCUCGGCAGAAGCGUGCUUUCAGAGACCCUUACGGCGGUUGGUGGGAUCGGCAGGAAAAACGCAACUUUGGAGAGCCUGUCCACGAAGACAACGAGAUCCUUGGAGUGUUCAGUCCUGAACAGUAUACCCACGUUACAGCUCGCAAGGGCUUCCUGUCCCUCGGCACCUUCGUCGUGACAUUUCUGGGAUUCUGUGGUGUUGUCAGCUAUUUCUACCCGGACAAGCCUAGUGCGCCUCGGACCUUCCCGGAUGGGUUAGAGAAGGAGCUUGGUGGCCCAAAUGCUGUGCUUGCCCGCAAACCCGAUGAGGAUAAGUGGUAACAGUCAGAUUUGUUUUUGUUUGAUGUAAAUACGGUGCAAUCUAUAUUUUGGGCGUCAACCGAGUGUCUAGGUCUUUAUGGAGCUCUGAGGUAUCUGCUAGACUGCAGUAACAACAAAAGCAGCUACCUUGUUCUGUUCAUGAUAGAGACCAACGAAACAAGCCCGAGAGCCUAGAGCAAAAUUCGGAAUUUCCGAUAUGCCUUGGCGUCAUCAGGCUUUUGUCUAUCAAUUUAAGGGAAUUAAGGGGUAGUCGCUAUAGCGACUGGAAAAAGGCUGAUUUCUCCCACAAAAUUCCCUAGUCAUGUUUGAUGCCUGACCUUCGCCCAAUACGAAUUUGCUUUGAAAAUACCUAUCCGCUUUGUCUCGACUAUUUGGUCAAUAUAUCUCGCAGAUGGGAGUAGGCCUUGGUUCUCGGCACCAUUUUUUGUAGGUAUGAAUUGCUCAAUAGUUGUACUGCUGUACUUCCCUCCAUAGAAUAUAUAUCUGCAGUGACAGGC
Molecule: messenger RNA, 962 nt
Organism: Penicilliopsis zonata CBS 506.65
Lineage: Eukaryota; Fungi; Ascomycota; Eurotiomycetes; Eurotiales; Aspergillaceae
Exons: 3
Coding region: 1-465 (154 amino acids)
Cellular component (GO): mitochondrion
Source: RefSeq, a predicted model, not a curated record